AUGGAUUGCAAAGAAGAAAAAACAGCAAAGUCACAGAUUGAAGAUCAUGAAGCAACAAAUUCAGGAGAAACUGUAAAGAUUAACGAAGUGAUCAUUACACCAAAAGUUGUAACCAUCGACAAUCAUUCAAAUAUAGAAAGUCCAGCUGUGGAAAUAAUGAGAAAUGAACCAGUGAGGGAAGCGACGGCGAUAAUAAUUAUAGAGCUAACUGAAGAAAAGUUCAAAUGCCGACCAGUAGCGUUUCUGUUGGGACUUCCAUUUGCCCUAAUCUCUGUCGUCAUCGCUUUUGUUGGAGGCAUUAUCUGGAUUAUCGGGCUAAUGUUGACAUGCCUAUGCCCCUGUUGCUUCUGUGUGACUCUCUUGCCAACUGUGUCGGCUGAACUGGCUCUUAGUUUAGUGAAUGCUCCUUUUGCCUUCUUCCAGUAUAUCACUGAUAAAAUACCUUUCUGAAGACCCUUUUAUAUGGGAUUUUAUAAAGUGACUGCUCAAUCUUGCACCAUCCCAAGCUAUUGAAUAUUAUCCCAUCUUCGCCCAUAGAAAAAGAAAAGAACAGAUUAUAAAGAGAUGUGUGUUAUAUGCCCAGCCUUCAAUUUUUUUUGUUUUGAUGUUUCUCUUUUGGUCUCUUCAAGUUGAAGUUUACUACUACUAUAUCCAAUAAAAUAUUUACUUGGUUUGGUUUG
Molecule: messenger RNA, 680 nt
Organism: Lycium ferocissimum
Lineage: Eukaryota; Viridiplantae; Streptophyta; Magnoliopsida; Solanales; Solanaceae
Exons: 3
Coding region: 1-450 (149 amino acids)
Source: RefSeq, a predicted model, not a curated record